AUGCAAAAAUAUGACAAGCUGGAAAAGAUCGGAGAAGGCACUUACGGUACUGUGUUCAAAGCUCGCAAUAAAGAAGGAGGCGAAGUUGUAGCGUUGAAACGAGUUCGACUUGACGACGAUGAUGAGGGAGUCCCGAGUUCAGCAUUACGAGAAAUCUGCAUCUUAAGGGAAUUGAAGCACAGAAACGUCGUCCGCUUAUAUGACGUCAUAUAUUCGGAAAGCAAACUAACUCUGGUCUUUGAGUAUUGUGAUCAGGACCUGAAGAAGUUUUUCGAUUCACUAAAUGGUCAUAUCGAUCAGCAGGUCGAAUGGCCAAAGUCACUGAUGCUGCAGUUGCUUCGAGGGUUAGCCUUUUGUCACGCACACCAUGUUCUUCAUCGCGAUCUCAAACCGCAAAAUCUGCUCAUCAAUUCCAACGGUCAGCUGAAACUGGCUGAUUUUGGACUUGCACGGGCGUUCGGAGUGCCAGUCAGGUGUUACAGCGCAGAGGUAAGUUCUCAGCUAAUUUUUUGGAGCAUCAUUUUUAUGGUGGUUCGAAGUCAGUUUCAAUAA
Messenger RNA from Ostertagia ostertagi, 552 nucleotides. The record is from the annotation of a GenBank genome assembly. NCBI's taxonomy places the organism in Eukaryota, Metazoa, Nematoda, Chromadorea, Rhabditida, Trichostrongylidae.